Molecule: messenger RNA, 1620 nt
Organism: Talaromyces stipitatus ATCC 10500
Lineage: Eukaryota; Fungi; Ascomycota; Eurotiomycetes; Eurotiales; Trichocomaceae
Exons: 5
Coding region: 1-1620 (539 amino acids)
Source: RefSeq, a predicted model, not a curated record
AUGAAGUGGCCUGGUCUUGUCUUGGCCGCAGCCAUCUUGCAAGCAAUGUGUUCGUCAGCAGCAGCCGUCAACGCAAGCACGUCAGAUGUUUCUCAGGCUGAUGAUCUAGCGGACUAUUCCAGAGAAGACGUCGCAUCGAAUAUCCUAUAUGCACAUAUUUCAUUUAUGGUCUUGGGUUGGGUCGGCGUUUUGCCGAUUUAUGUGAUGCUUAAUAUCGCACGGUCGAGUCUGCGGUAUCCUGUGCAUAUAACUUACUUGGGGCUCCACGGCAUUGGGAUGAUUCUUGGCCUAGCAUAUAAGUCCAGGACGCUGGAUCUCUAUCCCGGAAGUUCUCAUGGCAAACUUGGAUGGGCGUUAACCGUCUUGAUAUUGACACAUUUUAUAGUUGGGGUUUUGAGGUCCUUUACUAGGCAUGAUAGAUUUGAUAGAAGACGUGAUAUCGGCCACGAGCUUGCGCCGCUUACUACACCGGAACAUAUCGAGGCUACAAACUCGUCGUCAAGGGACACAUCUCGAGGCCUGUGGACGUCAGAUUGUUCAACGGAGGAAACGGCAUUCAUUGAACCAACGUCAUGCUCUCGGCGCUGGCCCAGUGUCUCUCAACCACGUUUUUCCAUUCGGCUUCUAGGCAUUAGUCAUGACAUUGCUGCCCGUUUCUUUCUUGUUUUUGGGUUCUCUGCUAUUUGCACUGGAAUUGUUACCAUGACAGCAAUUUUCGUACGAGAUCACAUCUUCAACGGCCUGGCACACUUCAUAAAAGGCGGCGUUUUCUUUUGGUUCGGAAUAUUGACUCUCGGUCGUUGGGCGGGCUGCUUUUCUGCUCAAGGAUGGGCAUGGAAUUUGCAGCCUCUCGGACUAAAACGCAACUCAAUCACAAUGGAAACUAUUGAGUGCUUUCUCAUCCUUAUCUAUGGAAUCACAAACGUCUUCUUGGAGCACUUGUCUGCCUGGGGACAGGCAUGGUCCCCAAUGGAUAUCGAACACGUUGCAGUUUCAUUAUUAUUUAUCGGGGGUGGGCUUUGUGGAUUGAUGGUGAAUUCGAAACCAUUUCAUGCCAUCGAUGUGCCUGAUUAUCGAGACGUGCGCCUCCAUGAUGACAGCUUGUUGGGCUCCGAAAAUAUUGGAUUUCGCGUUCCCAUAAACCCUAUACCUGCUAUGACCAUAUUUCUGCUCGGGUUCAUUCUUGCAGGACACCACCAGUCGAAUACUGAAUCUACCGUAAUGCAUAAUCAGGUUGGAGCCCACUCUUUGGGUCAGCUUUACAUAUGGCUGACACGACUAGGUCGGUCAUUUCCUUGCAGGAGCCUCCGGGACUCGCUGCAUCACUUACCUCUGGCUGUACAUAUCUCCUCCCGUGUCACCGUAUCCAUCAAGGCCACCUUCCGAACUAAUCUGUGCCUUUUGUCUGAUGUGUGGGGGGAUCUUGCUCAUGGCGAGUACGCGCAGAACAAAGAUACCGUUCAAGCGAUGACUGACCAUCAUUUCCCCGCUGUCUCCGUCGCGAUAUUAACCAUGAGUAUGACGGCCAUGAUAAUGGCAUGGUCAUUGUUUGCCCUCACCGUGAGAAGGUGGGCUGCUGCGAGGGAGAAGAGAUGGGAGAGGAAGUCAUCACAAGCCUAA